Messenger RNA from Triticum dicoccoides, 1484 nucleotides. RefSeq names its product DNA-directed RNA polymerases II and IV subunit 5A-like. The record is from RefSeq and is a predicted model, not a curated record. The transcript is spliced from 4 exons. Gene Ontology annotation, biological process: transcription elongation by RNA polymerase I; tRNA transcription by RNA polymerase III; transcription by RNA polymerase II. Bases 142 to 771 code for a protein of 209 amino acids. NCBI's taxonomy places the organism in Eukaryota, Viridiplantae, Streptophyta, Magnoliopsida, Poales, Poaceae. Gene Ontology annotation, molecular function: DNA binding. Gene Ontology annotation, cellular component: RNA polymerase I complex; RNA polymerase II, core complex; RNA polymerase III complex.
CUCCGACCCAAUCUUCCCCACUCCUCGCCGCUCGGUGCCGGUGUCUCCUGAACCCUCCUUCCCCAAACCCCUACCUCCGGUGCCGCCGGCCCUUCCUCUCCAAAGGCAGGCGAAAAUUUCGCGCGGGUGAUCGGCAAAGGGAUGGCGGCGGCAGAGGGGGAGGCGAGCCGGCUCUUCCGCGUCCGGCGCACGGUGAUGCAGAUGCUGCGGGACCGCGGGUACCUGGUGCUGGACGCCGAUGUCGACAUGACCAUGGGCGAGUUCGUCGGGCGCUACGGCGACCCCGUGCGCCGCGACGACCUCGUCAUCAACCGCGCCAGGAAGGACAAGCCCGACGAGCAGAUCUACGUCUUCUUCCCGAACGAGCCCAAGCCCGGCAUGAAGACGGUCAAGAGCUACGCCGAGAAGAUGAAGCAGGAGAACGUCAACAAUGGCAUACUCGUGGUGCAGCAGGCGCUGACCGCCUUUGCCCGCAACGCGGUGCUCGGGUUAUCGCAGGAGAAGGAGAAAUUGAUGCUCGAGGUCUUCCAGGAAGGGGAGCUUCUUAUAAACAUUAAGAAUCACGAUCUGGUUCCCGAGCACGUGCUCCUCACAAAGGAGCAGAAGAAGACGCUGUUGGAGAAAUACACUGUGAAAGAAACUCAGCUCCCUCGGAUUCAAAUCACGGAUCCAAUAGCAAGAUACUAUGGCAUGAGGCGUGGACAAGUCGUGAAGAUCACCAGGCCCAGUGAAACUGCUGGAAAAUAUGUGACGUAUCGCUAUGUUGUCUGAGCUCAAGAGCUUAUCUGGUGCGCCGGGGCAAUUGGUGCUACCGGUGCACCGGACACCGGUUGCACACCGAAAAAUGUUUGAAAAAUUCCAAAAUAAAUAAAUAGUGCAUUGACACAACAAUGUUGUCAGAAAAUUUCAUAUCAAAAUUCGAAACAUUGCACUAGAUGCAAAAAAGGCAAAUUUGACAUCAGUGUGAUAAUUGGCCAAAUCUGAAGCCCAGCUUAUAUUAGGUUCACAUUGAUGUCAAAUUUUUAUCAUUUUUGUAUCUCGUGCAAUGUUUCGAAUUUUGAUAUGAAAUUUUCUGACAACAUUGAACGAUGUUGUGUCGAUGCACUAGUUUUUUGUCCGGAAAUUUUCAAACAUUUCUGGAUGUGCAACUGUGGUUCAUCUGAGUUCCACUACAUUCUCAAGGGUCGAGAUGUUCUGCAAGCACUGCCAAUUAAAAUGCUUCCUGUCCUCAGUAGUAGACACUUGUUUUCUCGAGGAACAGAAGUUACUUUCUGAACUGCCUUAGUGCCUUGUCUUUACAUCUGCUUGUCAGUUUGACAUGACUCUGUUAGCUAGCAUCUAGACAUAGAUUUCGGUAGUUCCGUUCUUUUUCAGCGCUGUUAAAUAACUCUUUGCUACCCGAAAUAGUCGGUCUGUUUCAGAGUUCACUUUAGUGCUCCUGUAUUUAGCCAAAUAUAUAAAUGGUAUGACCAUUUAAUCUGGUA